CCUGAAACACUCAAAGUAGGUGUGUUGUACUGCGCAGGCGCCAACGCACUAGGUUUUUUUGCGUUGUGUUUACAGCCCUAAAUGCUGUUGCAGAUGUAGCUAGCUUCCCAGCUAGCGCAAUGUUAUGGUAACCGUCUUUGGAAUAACACACAAUUGUCGAAACAGGUGAUUUUACUCAUUUCCCCCUCCAUUCAUGAGCCUGGCUUGGUUUAGCUGUCAUGGAGGACAAGGCCUCGGUGGGGAAAAUUAGCGUGUCGUCCGACUCCGUGUUCACCCUGAACAGUGAGGACUUUGUGCUGGUGUCGCGGCUGGACGACACCCCAGGCUCCUCCACUAAUAACGGUAGCGAUGACGAAAAGACCGGACUGAAGGUGAUUUCUGAGGAAGGGGUCAGCUUUAAGAUUGUGGGGAACGGCAGUGAGCAGCAGUUGCAGAAGGAGCUGGAGGAUGUUCUGAUGGACCCCUCUGUGGCUGAGCAGGCGCUGGGUGGUGGCGUCCCCAGUGGUGGCAGUGUGGACCAGGCAGGCGGGGUAGACCAUGUUUUGUCCCCCACCAUGGCAGCACCACCCGAGCCCCAACCGUGCCCUGACCUCCUCGGCACCCCGCCCAAAGUUGAGAUGGUGCUACCCGUCCAAUCUGCAGCGCAGGAGAGUGAGCUGAAUGAACGAUCUUACCGCGGGGAUGAGUCGUCAUCGGAGUGCAGCCCCAGUACGCCCAUCCCAGACGAGGACAGUGUGGUCUUCAAUAAGCUGACCUACCUGGGCUGUGCCUCGGUCAACGCUCCCCGCAGUGAGGUGGAAGCGCUCCGUAUGAUGACCAUACUCAGAGGGCAGUGCCAGCUACCCCUGGACGUCACCCUGUCUGUGCCUGGAGUCUCAGAGGGCACCGUCAGGUUGCUGGACCCCCAGACAAGCACAGAGAUAGCCAGCUACCCCAUCUACAAGAUCCUGUUCUGUGUGCGGGGUCACGACAGCACGCCAGAGAGUGACUGCUUCGCCUUCACGGAGAGUCAUUACAACGCAGAGAUCUUCCGCAUCCAUGUCUUCCGUUGUGAGAUCCAAGAGGCGGUCAGCAGGAUACUGUACAGCUUCGCCACGGCCUUUAGGCGGUCCACCAAGAAGACGCUCCUCUCGGGCUUGGCUCCACCCCUGACUCCAGACAGCGACGUCUUCACCUUCACCGUCAGCCUGGAGAUCAAGGAGGAUGAUGGCAAAGGGACCUUUAGUGCUGUGGCGAAAGACAAAGACAAGAACAGCUUCAAGCUGCGUCCGGGAAUGGACAAGAAGAUCGUCAUCUACGUUCAACAGACGUCUAAUAAGGAGCUGGCCAUAGAGAGGUGCUUCGGCCUCCUGCUGAGUCCAGGAAAGAACGUGAAGAACAGUGACAUGCACCUGCUUGACCUGGAGUCGAUGGGGAAGUCCUCUGAUGGGAAGUCCUACAUCAUCACAGGGAGCUGGAAUCCCAACACACCUCAGUUCCAGGCUGUUAACGAGGAGACACCCAAAGAUAAGUUCAUGUACAUGACGACGGCGGUGGACCUGGUGAUCACCGAGGUGGAGGAGCCGGUUCGUUUCCUUCUGGAGACCAGGGUCAGAGUCUGCUCUCCCAACGAGAGGCUAUUCUGGCCCUUCAGCAAACGCAACUACACCGAGACCUACUACCUGAAACUCAGACAGAUGGAGCGUAAGAGUAACAACGAUACCCUGUACGAGGUGCUGAGCCUGGAGAGUGAGUCAGAGAGGGAGAGGAAGAAAACCACAGCCAGCCCCAACAUCCUGCAGUCUUCCUCCCACGGCUCCAUGGUGCCAUCGCCUCCCGAGGAUGAUGAGGAGGAAGACAAUGACGAGCCGUUGCUGAGUGGCUCGGGAGACGUGUCAAAGGAGUGUGCUGAGAAGAUCCUGGAGACCUGGGGAGACCUGCUGUCCAAAUGGCACCUGAACUUGUCGGUGCGUCCCAAGCAGCUCCCGGCGUUGGUACGUAGUGGCGUACCAGAGGCCCUCAGGGGAGAGGUAUGGCAGCUCCUGGCCGGUUGCCAUAACAAUGACCACCAGGUAGAGGAGUACCGCACCCUCAUCACCAAGGAGUCUCCCCAGGACAGUGCCAUCACCAGAGACAUCAACAGGACUUUCCCAGCUCACGACUAUUUCAAGGACACUGGAGGAGACGGCCAAGACUCACUCUACAAGAUCUGCAAGGCCUACUCAGUGUAUGAUGAGGAGAUUGGCUACUGCCAGGGGCAGUCUUUCCUGGCUGCGGUGUUGCUGCUGCACAUGCCUGAGGAGCAGGCCUUUAGUGUCCUGGUCAAGAUCAUGUUUGACUAUGGACUCAGGGAGCUCUUCAAGCAGAACUUUGAGGAUCUACACUGCAAGUUCUUCCAGCUGGAGCGACUCAUGCAGGAGUACAUCCCAGACUUGUAUAACCACUUCCUGAACGUGGGUCUGGAGGCUCAUAUGUACGCCUCUCAGUGGUUCCUCACGCUCUUCACAGCCAAGUUCCCCCUCUACAUGGUGUUCCACAUCAUAGACCUGCUUCUCUGUGAGGGCAUCAGUGUGAUCUUCAAUGUGGCUCUGGCUCUCCUGAAGACCUCGCGAGAGGACCUGCUGGCGACUGACUUUGAGGGGGCGCUCAAGUUCUUCCGAGUCCCGGUUCCCAAACGCUACCGCUCAGAGGAGAACGCUAAGAAACUUAUGGAACUGGCCUGCAGCAUGAAGAUCAGUCAGAAGAAGCUGAAGAAGUACGAGAAGGAGUACCACGCCAUGAGAGAGCAGCAGGAACAGCAGGAAGCUCCCAUUGAGAGAUACGAGAGGGAGAACCGUCGUCUCCAGGAGGCUAACAUGCGUCUGGAGCAGGAGAAUGAUGACCUGGCCCAUGAACUGGUCAGCAGCAAGAUCGCCCUGCGCAAGGACCUGGACAACGCUGAGGAGAAAGCAGACGCUCUGAACAAGGAGCUGUUGAUGACCAAACAGAAGCUGGUGGAUUCGGAGGACGAGAAGAGGCGGUUAGAGGAGGAGUCUGCGCAGCUGAAAGAGAUGUGUAGACGGGAGCUGGACAAAUCAGAGUCUGAGAUAAAGAAGAACGGUUCCAUCAUAGGAGAGUACAAACAGAUCUGCUCCCAGCUCAGUGAGCGUCUGGAGAAACAGCAGGCAGCCAACAAGGGAGAGCUGGAGAAGAUCCAGCUGAAAGUCGAAGGCUGUGAAAAGUGCUCCAUCCUGUUCAGCAAGGAGGGUCGUCUGAAGGCAGCGAGGAAGCUGAAGGAGGGCAGUGAGGAGGAGACGGACGAGGAGAAGGAGGCUCUGAAGAACCAGCUCCGAGAGAUGGAGCUGGAACUGGCCCAGACCAAACUACAGCUGGUGGAGGCAGAGUGCAAGAUACAGGACUUGGAGCACACCCUGGGUCUGGCUCUCAACGAGGUCCAGGCUGCUAAGAAGACCUGGUUCAACAGAACCUUAACCUCCAUCAAGACCGCGACGGGAGCACAGGGCAAGGAGACCACCUAACUUGAGACACUCCUUCUCGACCAUAGACUGUCUCCUUCUCCCCACCUUGCUCCCAAACCUCCCCCUCCCGCCCUCCCCCUCCUUCUCCUAGUCAGAGGUACCACCCACUCACUGGACUGGAGCAAACCAAACCUCACCGUGACACGACGGGGGUUUUAAAAAAAGGACUAAGCUCAAAGGUACCACUGCCCCAAACGAAACAACGUACUUAAUUAAAAAAGAAAGAGAGGUUUCAACGUUAGUCUUUAUACUACUGAUAUUUAACAGGUAAGGAAGGAGCUUUCUAGAGAGCUACCUGAACUGCCCUUCCAGACCUGGGAAAUACAAUCUAUUUGCUUGCACAAACAACUCCAACUGUAAUCUAAGUACUACGAGUGCUAACCGACAGCCUCUUGCUUUUUCUCGUUUCCGUUCUACGAUACCUUUCUUUUCUAUAUGUGUAUGAUUAUGAACACGCUCAUGUAUAGACGUGUGUCUGUGAAGACUGAGCACACCAGAGUGUAUGUAUGCGUGUGUUAGUGUGUGUGAAUAUUUAGCCGAAUGUGUGUGUGUGUGUGUGUGUGUGUGUGUGCAUGUUUGUGUGACUGACGAUGGUUCUGAGUGUGUGGCGGUGAACCUGUGAAGCUCGGAGUGCGAGUUUAGUGUAUGAAAAGUGGGUGCUUUAUAGUGUGCGGAGGUUGGCGCUAUAUGAGGAGGAAGAGGAUCUUAUUGACGAAGCCUUGAUGCGAAGGGUUAAGGUGAACAUAAUGUACAGCAUAACAGUAGAUAUAUUAGCAACAGCCUGGGGUCUGUCCGGCCGGUUGUGCAGUAGCAGACGGAGGCCACUAGUGGACGAUGUCCUGGUGGUCCUGACGCAGUCCUCACAAUGCGCUUUCUGGGCCGGGACAGGCUGGGCUCAAAGCAUGGGGGCUCCGAGGCUGGAGCUGCAGAUAUAGAGAUUUGUGGCCCUCCCUUGGCUCAGAUCCCACCCCACACACUCUUCCCCCCCCCCAGACCUAGUCAGUGACCCCACUCUCCCAACAUAGACGUAAACACACACAGACGUUACAGGCACCUACCUAUGUACACUCUGACUCCACCCUCCCAAUGUAGACAUAGACAUAUACACAUCACAGCCAGCCACCUACCACCUACACUUCUGAAAAGGAGAGAAAUGGUGAUAUGCCACACGCAUGUCAUCUGGUCAUCAGUCACAGGCUGUGUGCUUAUGUGUGCACUCUUAUGUGGGAGACAGAGACAGAGGGUCAGACAGAGACAUAACUAUUGGGGCUCAUCAAAGUUCAGAGGUCGUUGGAGGUCAAGCUGGCAUUCUCCCUAAAGGAGUCUGGGGCACGUUGCGGGAUGUCAUGAACAGAGCUGACAUGAUUCCUUGUUUUACAUGUUUGCUCGACAUAUUAUAUAUUUCUGAACGCUCCCUGGUUAGAGCUCUGUGUCCAUAUUAGGGAAGGUCCUCUCUCUACUGACAGUCCGUGUGUGGGUUUGUGGUGGGAGGAGCGGUCUUUGCACCUUAAUAUUCAUAUUUAUAACGUAUGGGAUCCGGCUAAGCUUGCUUAAGUCUGUGUUGAUGUCAGUGGAAGAAGUAAAGCCUGUGCAAUGUGCUGAGAACAGAGGCUGUUCCGUAAGGCACUGGGUUGUACAUAAAAAGCAUUCUGAUGAUGAGUUUUUGUCUAUUCUUUUGUAUUUCUACUCUCCGCUGUACACUGUACUAAUUAAUAAUGUUGCCUAAAAUAAUUAAGAACUGUGUUACAGAUUAAUGAUGAUCAUAAUGUAUGUUUUUUUGCUCAAAGCUUCCUUUGCUUUAAAUGUCAGGCAAAACCUCUGUCUCAUCCAUAACAUGCCAAAAUGUACCUUCUUUCAUCCAACAUUACUGAACGUGUGGAACAUUGUACUAGUGUAGGUUGCGUUACUCUGCAUUUCAAUAUAAAGCUAUGAACACAG
Molecule: messenger RNA, 5435 nt
Organism: Oncorhynchus keta (chum salmon)
Lineage: Eukaryota; Metazoa; Chordata; Actinopteri; Salmoniformes; Salmonidae
Product: rab GTPase-activating protein 1
Exons: 26
Coding region: 219-3497 (1092 amino acids)
Source: RefSeq, a predicted model, not a curated record